Sorghum bicolor (sorghum) is the source of this 2039-nucleotide messenger RNA. Its product is annotated as probable polygalacturonase. The transcript has 7 exons. Gene Ontology annotation, molecular function: polygalacturonase activity. NCBI's taxonomy places the organism in Eukaryota, Viridiplantae, Streptophyta, Magnoliopsida, Poales, Poaceae. The coding region runs from base 355 to 1854 and encodes 499 amino acids. The record is from RefSeq and is a predicted model, not a curated record. Gene Ontology annotation, biological process: carbohydrate metabolic process.
UAUGCUUUGACCACGCUGACAUUCCUCUAUCCAUUUUCGUUCUGGUCCCCCUCGGCGGCGCCAUGAUUGACGCUGCUUUGCUCCCACACUUCCACCUCCACUUCCCCUUCGUCCUUCCAUUCCCUCGCGUAGUCCCUGCAGCUGCCGGCCGGCGUCCUACCACCUUCGAGACGGAAGGCCGUCCCGCGGGCGCGACGAGCCGAGAGGGGUUUCGCCGUCCGAUAAGAGGGUCACCUCACCUCUUGCUCUGCUCUGCCCCCUCCUCCGGUGUUGUCUGUCUUCUUCGGGGUCUCCCACUGGCGGCGCUGUUGUUCUGAUGGGAAUUCAGUAACCGCUGGAUGAGGAAAGGAGUGAAUGCUCAGCUCAAGCAGGAAGAUGAGUAGAUCCGCGACUGUAAGGGGGGCAAUAAUUUCCUAUUGGAUUUUUCAGGUUCUUUUGGUUUUCACAACCAUUGUUGCUCAGACCCAAUGGGCUAGUGUAUGGGGCAUGUACUGCGAGGACUUGACAGCAAGUGUAGAGAGGCCACACAGUGCCUCAAUAACGGAUUUUGGUGCUGUUGGAGAUGGUGCGACUCUUAACACGAAAGCAUUUCAGAAUGCACUCUUCUACCUCAAUUCAUUUGCGAAGAAGGGCGGAGCGCAGCUGUUUGUGCCUGCUGGAAGGUGGCUGACCGGGAGUUUUAGUCUAAUCAGCCAUCUCACACUCUCACUGGACAAGGACGCAGUAAUUCUUGGAUCAACAGACUCCUCUGACUGGCCAGUUAUUGAUGCUCUUCCAUCCUAUGGGCGUGGUAGAGAACUACCCGGUAAAAGACAUCAAAGUUUAAUAUUUGGAUCCAAUCUUACUGAUGUAAUAAUAACUGGUUCCAAUGGCACCAUUGAUGGCCAAGGUGCAGUUUGGUGGGACUGGUUUCACAACCACACAUUGAAUUAUACUAGACCACCGCUUGUUGAACUGAUGUACUCUACCAGAGUAGUUAUUUCCAACCUAACCUUCAUAAAUUCACCAUUUUGGAAUAUCCAUCCAGUAUACUGCAGCCAAGUCCUGGCCCAGCAUCUCACGAUCCUAGCACCUAUCAGUUCACCAAACACCGAUGGCAUUGAUCCAGACUCAUCUACAAACGUUUGCAUUGAAGAUUGUUACAUCAGAAAUGGCGAUGACAUUGUUGUCAUCAAGAGUGGGUGGGAUGAGUAUGGCAUCUCUUUUGCUCAUCCUAGCUCCAACAUUAGCAUCCGCAACAUCACAGGACAGACAAGGAACAGCGCUGGGCUCGCCUUUGGAAGCGAGAUGUCAGGUGGUAUAUCAGACGUUCGAGCAGAGGGCAUCCGGAUCGUCAACUCAGUGCAUGGGAUCAGAAUCAAGACAGCCCCAGGGCGCGGAGGAUACGUGAAGAACGUGUAUGUAGCCGAUGUGAGCUUUGACAACGUUUCCAUAGCCAUCAGGAUCACUGGAAACUACGGUGAACACCCUGAUGAUAGGUACAACAAGAGUGCACUUCCCACCAUAAGCAACAUAACUAUCAAGGAUGUUGUGGGUGUCAACAUUGGUGUUGCAGGAAUGUUGCAGGGCAUCCCAGGGGAUAACUUCAGCAAUAUUUGCUUAUCAAAUGUGUCUCUCAGUGUCAGAUCUACAGAUCCAUGGAAUUGUUCACUCGUCGAAGGGUAUUCGAACUCUGUGUCACCAGAGGUAUGCGAGCAACUAAGAACCAGUCCAGGGCCCGGACAAAUUUGCUACGGCAGUAAUUAUCCAGCCGCUGCAGCACAGCCACAGCCACAGCCACAGCCGCUGCAGAAAUCAAGUGCUAGCCGGCUGGUAAAUCCUUUCCUUUCGAUAAGUUGGUUUCUAUGUAGGUAACCUUGAGUAUAUCUACUUGAUCAUUUUUCCCCCUCGUCCCUGCAGCUUGGUAAUUUUAAUUUUAUGGAAAUCAGUAUCAUGUACUACUAUUGUUGUUUCAAAGCCUCUUUGUUGGGGCAUGUAGGUACUGAUUAUUACUCGGAAAUGAAAUAAAUUUGUUUGACUUGAACAAUUCUGUUGAAACA